AAGGGGAGCAAGAGAUACCAUUAUUUUCUUUUUCGUGUCCUAUUAUCAUUGUCUGGAUUUUUUUUUUCUUCGGUUGUGGCGAACGGACGGACUGGGAGCGUCAUUCAGCAUUUUAUCAUAUAUGUUCUUUGCACAGCAUCGGUCGGUGGCUAAGCAAAAGAGGAGGAGGGAGGAGAGAGGAAAGGAAAGGGGCCCUUUUUUCCCCCCUUUUCUGGUCACACUUUUCUCAUCACAUAUCCCGUUUGCGGUCCGGCAUAUCCCUUUCUUCACAUUCUACUUCAUUUUCUCAUCACACUUGCUUAUUACGCAACUGGCUGGAGUUUUUUUUUUCAUUUUCUUUCUGUUCAAGGGAUACCAAUUGUUUACAUCAUUUAGGGUUUGGAAGGGAAGGGGAGAGAGAAACCGGUUAUGGAACUUGAGAGGAUGGUUGUGGCUGCGGGGGCGGUUUAGAUAGGGGGCGGUUGGUUGGGAUGGUAGGAUGGAUGAAUUAUAUGGAUGGAUGGAUGAUCAUUUCGAGUUGGGGACUUAUCACCAACAUGGACCUAUACUACGGGCCGCCCUGAUUGAAUUAAGGGAGCAAAAAGGGAAACGAUCAAAAACA
Neurospora tetraspora is the source of this 601-nucleotide messenger RNA. RefSeq lists its product as uncharacterized. The record is from RefSeq and is a predicted model, not a curated record. The coding region runs from base 122 to 454 and encodes 110 amino acids. NCBI's taxonomy places the organism in Eukaryota, Fungi, Ascomycota, Sordariomycetes, Sordariales, Sordariaceae. The transcript has a single exon.